Caenorhabditis briggsae is the source of this 1806-nucleotide messenger RNA. Gene Ontology annotation, cellular component: membrane. NCBI's taxonomy places the organism in Eukaryota, Metazoa, Nematoda, Chromadorea, Rhabditida, Rhabditidae. The coding region runs from base 1 to 1806 and encodes 601 amino acids. Gene Ontology annotation, molecular function: proton channel activity. Gene Ontology annotation, biological process: proton transmembrane transport. The record is from RefSeq and is a predicted model, not a curated record. The transcript is spliced from 7 exons.
AUGUCUGCGAUAGCUUGGGAAAAUUUCAAGCUUCAUUUAUCCCCGUACCUCUUUGUGAUCUACACCCUGGUCUGGACUUUGGUAUGCUUUUUGGUGGAAUUCAGCCCAACGUUUCGAUCUGGUGCCUACUGGUUAUCAUAUAGCAUAUUUGGAUGCUAUAAUUUAUCAAUUUCAAUUCUAUUUUUUGCUCUAGUUGGGUUGACAACAUGGGAAAAGUGGACGUUUCUAAGAGUGAAGGAUUCGAGAAUAAUUGGAAUUGGUGCUACAGUCUUUUUUCUUCGGCUAGGAGCCGUCUUAUUCUCAUUUGCGGCGAUUGUUCUCUGGGGUGUCGAAUUCUUCUUGGCGUUUGCUGACGAUGUUCGCCCAACGAUAUGCAUCUUCCGGACCUGCCUCUACAUCAUUUUCCACGCUGCUCAACUGGUUUUCAUCUGGAAAAGUCAGAAAAUCGUUUUCCAUUGCGACCGACUCAUUGUCUACUUUGGUCUGGCGCACACCAUCGCUGUGAAUCUAUGGGUGUGGGUGUCGCUGUGCAUCGCAAAAUCAGGGAUAGGCAAGGAUUCGAAUGAGACGUACCAUAUAGAUUAUGACCGGGCAUCUACAUGGGCGUUACAUGCGACAGAAAAACCAACAGUGGUGGACCUUAUUUUUGAUAAGGAUGAGUCCACGUUGCGAGUUGUCAAGCUUUUGGGCAGUUCUGCGAUCACCCUGCUCACUGGAAACGUGGAAUUCUGUCUGAUUGCUGUCGGAGUCUGCCUCAGUCUUCUCUAUACCGUAGCCUUCAGCGAAAACAACAAUCAUCAUAGGAAGGCAAAUUACAUUGGAUUCAAUUACAAAAACACGGAAAUCAGCUUGGCUGCUGGAUACAUUUUGGUGGUCAUUCUUGCGCUUUGCAAUAUUCUUGGAAACAUUCUUCGCGAAAGUCACUACUUGAAGGCAGCUGGAAUGAUAAUGGGGAUCUUCGGCUUGUCAUAUUAUUCGAUUUCCAUCAUUGUCUGUCUCGUUGUCUUCCAUUGUCUGUUCGCCCACAUUAUUCGAAAUCAAGAGUUCAUGCUAUCCGAGAGUCGGGAUGCAAUGCCUCACGAGAAAACCAUCAAUGUCAUUUUUCUUCUAGUCGGAGCCAGUGGAGAAGUAUUGUAUUGCUACAUGGGAUUGCUUGGUGUGAUUCGUGGAGAUGAUUUGUCAGAUGACAAAGGACUUGCCCUCGCUACUUUUGUCAUUCGGGCGUUCGAAGUCCUAGUUCAAUCCCUUCUUCUAUUCUAUCUUUUGAAAAGAGGAAGUCGGAUAGAGCCAUGCGGAACAAUUGGAAAGCAGUCGAUUACAUUUUUGAUUGUUUUGAAUCUCAUUUUGUUUGGGUUCCACACCAUGGAAGUUUUCUAUGCCAUUUUGUUGUCCACUUGGACUCCGCGGCUAGUUAGAAAUUCCUUGAGUCAUUGUAGUGAUUUACGAGCCAAAUUUAAAGGCGCAUGGAAUUUCCUGCACGGAUUCCGCUUGGCUGGCUCAAUCCGUUCAUUCGGGUUUCCGGACAAACUCGAUAGCACCAGCAAAUUAUUUUUCAAGAUCAGUCUUCCACUCGUGGUGUUCUUCCGCUUCCAUGCGUCGGUCUGUUUUGCCGAGAUAUGGAAAAUGUACUUCCAUCUGGACCCCAGGACCUGUAAUUCUUCUGAGAGAGCCCCAAGCUCGCUAUCUGUGAUUACACAAAAUCUCAAUGCGGAGACUACCCAACGAUCGGCAGAGACUCUCAUGGAGUCUCCUAUUCUGGACGAAUACCAGCCGAUGGAUCGUAUACUAAAUCUGAAUACUGUAUGA